UAGUGAUAGUCACUGUGUCACAGGCUUAGCAGCUGAUAAGUCGCAAUGUCUGGUCGCGGCAAAGGCGGGAAGGGGCUCGGCAAGGGGGGCGCCAAGCGCCACCGCAAGGUGCUGCGCGACAACAUCCAGGGCAUCACCAAGCCCGCCAUCCGGCGCCUGGCGCGGCGCGGCGGCGUCAAGCGCAUCUCCGGGCUCAUCUACGAGGAGACCCGCGGGGUGCUCAAGGUCUUCCUGGAGAACGUGAUCCGGGACGCCGUCACCUACACGGAGCACGCCAAGCGCAAGACGGUCACGGCCAUGGACGUGGUCUACGCGCUCAAGCGCCAGGGCCGCACGCUCUACGGCUUCGGGGGCUGAGUCUGAACCCCGGCUCGCUUUCUACUACAAAACCAAAGGCCCUUUUCAGGGCCACCUAUCC
Pteropus alecto (black flying fox) is the source of this 418-nucleotide messenger RNA. Its product is annotated as histone H4. Gene Ontology annotation, cellular component: nucleosome. Gene Ontology annotation, biological process: nucleosome assembly. The transcript has a single exon. Bases 46 to 357 code for a protein of 103 amino acids. The record is from RefSeq and is a predicted model, not a curated record. Gene Ontology annotation, molecular function: structural constituent of chromatin; DNA binding; protein heterodimerization activity. NCBI's taxonomy places the organism in Eukaryota, Metazoa, Chordata, Mammalia, Chiroptera, Pteropodidae.